Molecule: messenger RNA, 4971 nt
Organism: Triplophysa rosa
Lineage: Eukaryota; Metazoa; Chordata; Actinopteri; Cypriniformes; Nemacheilidae
Gene: fgfrl1a
Product: fibroblast growth factor receptor like 1a
Exons: 7
Coding region: 460-1923 (487 amino acids)
Cellular component (GO): plasma membrane
Molecular function (GO): fibroblast growth factor receptor activity; fibroblast growth factor binding
Source: RefSeq, a predicted model, not a curated record
GCUCGCUGUGUUUGAACGACGAAAUAUUUAGCUAACGGUAUUUCUUUAACACGGUGAUUUCACGUCUUAAAAAAAAUUUGUCUGGUGUGUUUUGUUGUUUGAAGACUCCUGGGAGAUAAACUUGAUGUAUUUUGAACUCGACGGCAGUACCGGACUGUUUGCAGGAUUUGGACUGUCAUCUCGUGAAGUUACUUCGAUGAGCGCGUGUAUUAAAAGCGUCGCACAAAAAUAGAUGACGUCAGAGAGUUUGUGAGUACAGUCGCGUGUGAUAAUUCUACAGACUGAAUUUAGUUUUCGCGCAAAAUGUUUUCGGAUGUAGCGCGGGGUGUAAACAGGCAUGAAUUGUCUGAAGUGUUCUAGACAGAUGUAAGCAUGAUAUUUCAUCUAUCAGUCGCGAGGAACAACUUCAUAAACUUUCUCUGCUGUUGAUUGAAGAACCAGAAAACCUUUGUAAACACCAUGGAAAUCCUGUGGAUUGCUUUGUUGAUUUUUGACAUUAUUUUCAUUACGGAUUGUGCUAGAGGUCCCCCACGUGUAGCGCAGAAGGUUGCCCACCGGCAGACCGUGAGGAUCGGACGCACCAUUAAGCUUCAGUGUCCUGUUGAGGGGGAUCCACCCCCCCUCAUCAUGUGGACCAAAGAUGGCCGGAACAUCCACAGUGGCUGGAUGCGCUUCAGGGUCCUUCAGCAAGCCCUCCGGAUCAAAGAGGUGGAGGCAGAGGAUGCUGGAACUUUCAUUUGUAAAGCCACCAAUGGCUUUGGCAGCGUCAACAUCAACUACACCCUCAUUGUCAUUGAUGACUCCAGCGGUGGGAGAGAAGGUGCCAGACCAGCUGGUGAAAGCGAGUACUCCAGUACUGACCUGACGGGAAAACUGGUGCGCCCCCGCUUCACACAGCCUGCUAAAAUGAGAAAGCGUGUGAUCGCACGGCCGGUGGGGAGCUCUGUCCGGCUCAAGUGCACCGCAAGCGGCAACCCCAGACCUGACAUCGUGUGGCUGAAGGACAGCAGGCCGCUGACACCUGAGGAGGUGGGCGAGGGCCGGAAGAAGAAGUGGACCCUCAGUCUGAAGAACCUCACGCCCGAGCACAGCGGCAAAUACACCUGCCAUGUGUCCAACCGCGCCGGGGAGAUCAACGCCACCUAUAAAGUGGAAGUCAUCCAGCGCACAAAUUCCAAGCCCAUCUUGACUGGCACUCAUCCAGUAAACACUACUGUAGACUACGGUGGCACCACGUCUUUCCAGUGCAAAGUGCGCAGCGACGUCAAGCCGGUUAUCCAGUGGUUAAAAAGGGUUGAACCCGGUGACGAGAGCAAGUACAACUCCACCAUUGAGGUUGGAGACCAUCGCUUUGUUGUUUUGCCCACCGGUGAAGUGUGGUCACGACCGGACGGCUCCUAUUUAAACAAGCUACUUAUUACCCGUGCUAAGGAGGAGGAUGCAGGCAUGUAUAUUUGCUUAGGGGCCAAUACCAUGGGCUACAGCUUCCGCAGUGCCUUCCUUACUGUUCUGCCUGAUCCAAAGCCGCCAUUCUCUCCGAUCCCAUCUGUGCUGCCUCCCAGUCUGCCCUGGCCCGUCAUUAUCGGUAUCCCUGCCGGAGUGGUCUUCAUUCUGGGAACCGUCCUCCUCUGGUUCUGCCAGUCCAGGAAGCAUUGUUCUUCAGGAGCCAUAAUCUCAGCCCAGACCUUAUCCAAUGGCCACCGGCAACCGCCCAGAGAGCGAACCCUCUCCCCCGCUGAUAAAGACUGCAUCGGCUCUAUCACAUAUGAGGAGUACGUAGCACAGCAGCAGCAACAGCAGCUGCUACUGGCCCAAGCUGCUCCUAAAGUCUACCCAAAGAUCUACUCAGACAUUCAUACACACACCCACUCGCACGUGGAUGGAAAAAUUCACCAGCAUCAACACAUCCACUACCAAUGUUAGCCCCUGUCUGCACGUUCAGAGGCCUUCCUUGUUACGGUCCUUGAACAAGAAACCGGUUCUGGUUCCUUUGCUUAUUUUGUUCGAGUUUUUGGACCCAAUAUGGCAGUCUGUAACCCAAAAUAGGGCAGCGUGGCCAGUGUGGGCAGGGCUGUCUCAAACAAACAUUUAUUUUCAGAAUCUGAAGAAUGGAAAGACAAUUGAGCCAUGUUGUUACAGUCUAACCAACCCCCUGUGCUGAAUUGGAGCCCAAAGACAUGUGAACAGUGGAGUGGACAAGGGCAAGGUGAACAAACAAGCAAUGAGUCUUUUGAAACGAUAAAGCAUUUACAACAAAACACAUUGUUCAUAUCGAUAAUUAACAGAAUUGAGUGAAUGUAUUGUCUCCUCAACAUGUUUCAGUUUUAUUUCAUCUGCCUUUAACUGUUAUUCAGUUACAUAAACACAAUGUUUUAGCAAAAAAGCCCAUUGACAAAUUCUGUGAAUGGGGCCAAAUGAUUGCAUUGUUUAACACCAAAUCUAAGUGAAACAUAGUUUUGCAGGUUACAAUGAAUUUAGUUACAUCCAAAAAAUGAAUCUUGGAUCGGCACUGGUUCUUUCGAGACUGAGUUCAUGCAUGAGGACAUAUAUAUAUUUAUGUUUUUUUUUUGGCAUAGUUUGCAGGUAUUGAGUUUAUCUUUCAUAAUAAGACACGGUGUAGUUUCAAUCGGUCGAAGUUUCCUCCUAGUUUUCUGCCUAAUUGUAGCUUUAUUCCACUUUAUGGAAAAGGAGAAUAUUGUGAUUGUUGUUAUAUCGUGUCUCAAGAUAUGUUUGAGAGAUUUUGGCAUUGCAAGUUCUGGCAACGGGUUCCUUAUGUUUCUCAUUACCUUGUGCUAUUAUUUUCAGGGCCUACUCUGAAUGACCUGAGGUACUGAAAUCCCAUUGUUCCUCUAUGGCCUUUAUUGGUGCGUGUGGGAGGGAUGUUGUUUUUCAUAAGCUUGACCACUAUAAUGAAGACUGUAUAAAUGCCUUUGACUGCUCAUGUAAUGGCUCCCCUUUAAUAUGUACAGAAUAGAACUGAGUUUCAAAAACAAAUGUUAGACUGUAACUCAGACAUAUCGUGCAUUGUCUGUGCAUUUGACGUCUGUUUUUACCGUGAUGGUCAAUGCUAAAAGCACUGCGGCAAGACAGGAAUGCACAUCUGUUUGCCACUUCGGCAUCGAAAUGUUUUUAAAUUCAUAGUAACCCAAAAAAGUAAAUCUUGUCGAACUUGAGUUAAUUUAUUUGUAAGCGAUAUUUUGAUGCUUUCAAUUGGGCAUUAUGUAGAUGUUUUAAACCAAAAAAAGAGUAAACAUAGCAUCUUUGCUGCAGUGUAAGCUAUGUAGCAUAUAUCAAGUGUAAUAUUUAUAUGUGCUGUUGUAAGAAAUAACACAAUGGUCGUACUUAGUUAUCUUUGUAUGGACAAUCUUGUACAGUCUGGCCUGUUUUUAUGUUCAAAAAUAUAUGUUUGUCACUUUGAAAACAUUAAAAUCAUUUUAUCAUUGUCAUAAAAUAAUGAAGUAUUUGUUCACUAGUGUGUUGUGUUCUAAUGUGGAGCGUCAUUUUGACAAACUUAUCAAAUAUUUGGUCAUGGUUUACAGUUUAACACAGGUUAUACAGUAGGACAAGAAUAGCUAAGUUAUACUAAUGUAUUAACCUCUUCUAUAAGCAUGCCAUGUUUGAGCACUGUAUUGAUUGCAAAAACAAGUUCAGUUUUUGCUUUUGUUUUGCUUUCAUGUGAUGCACAGUUGAUCAAAUGUUAAUGUAAAACACCUUUAUAAAAAUGUAUAUACACAAAGCUUUCAUGAAAAGUGUUCAACUUCUACUGAGUUGUUAGGUGAAUCACGAAGAUCACAAAAGGUCAUGGCGUAAGCAGGAAGCUUCCAAACAUCUACCAAAGCACUACCGGUGUUUCACAACAUUGCUUCAUUCUCUACAAGUUCUUUGUAUUGAAGAAAUCUUCAUGUAGCGACUAGUGAGCGUCUUUGAGCCUCUGAAACUCUGAGCGUCUGCAAGGCCAACACCUGGGAAUACCUGGCUGUUCUUUUCAAAGAAUGAAGCCUCUUGUUUGCUUUUCUCCUUUUUUUCAAACAGUCACAAUGGCCCGCCUGACAACAAAGUGGCUGUCUGAAAGAGUAAAAAUGAAAAACACCCCCUCCCCUCUGAAAACAGGUUGCCAGAGGUUUUCCUUAAAUGUUUACCUUGCUUACAAAAAGAGGGAUGCAGAGAGACAAAAACGUGUCUACGAGAUGGGACCAGAGCCAAUGCCUUUAAAGUCCGCCACAGAACCAUGACAAAAGCAGCUUAAUCUCGGUGUUGUCUUUCUGCCUUUCUUUACACAUCCUGCCAAGCUGCCUUAGAGGAAAGGAAUCUUUCUUCAGCCCUGCUGACAUCAUGAAAGCCUGGGAUGAAAUCGGGGUCAUCAAAGCCGCUCGCAUGUGGGACAUCUGUGCGAGUGCUCGAUCAUACGAGUGUUUUCAACCCUUACCUGUUCAUAUUCAUCCCUCAGACCACCUCAGAAGAUUCAACGGACGUUUUUGAAACCGCCAAACUAUAACACAGAUUCUUAUCUGGUGAGGGUAAACGUAGGGGCACAAAAAGACAGGAAAUCACACAGAUCUUAUUCAUACACGCUGUCUUUACCGUCUUGAAAGAAACGAGAGGUUUUCAAGCGAGCGUGGAGGAAGUGCUGUCAUUGUGUUCGGCUGGUGUUGCAGCACAUUGUUUGCAUUAAAAGACGACCGUUCAAGGGCAUCCUCAUCGUUUAACUUAUUUCCUGUAAUUACUCACAGGACUAUAGGUCGUGACCGCAUGCAUUGUCCCCACUUGCGGAAUUAAAUUAUCAUUAAUCACAGCAGUGUCAAGUACUACUAGUUGAUGUGUUCAAUUUAUGACUGUUGACAAUGGACGUUGAUAUUUAUGAUCUGUUAUUUAAACAAAGCUGAUUUUACUAUAAAACUAAAAAUGUCAGUUUGACAACAAUGCUCUAAAAAUACUACACCAAAGCCGGACACAGAAACACACUGCAAUUUA